Molecule: messenger RNA, 813 nt
Organism: Henningerozyma blattae CBS 6284
Lineage: Eukaryota; Fungi; Ascomycota; Saccharomycetes; Saccharomycetales; Saccharomycetaceae
Gene: RRG8
Product: Rrg8p
Exons: 1
Coding region: 1-813 (270 amino acids)
Source: RefSeq, a predicted model, not a curated record
AUGAGGAUUACGCAAAGUUUUAAGAAAAAUAUUUCAAAUCCAUUUAAAUUUAAAGAUUCUGUUCGUCUUUCUCCAUUAUUAACACAUUUUGAAAGAUGGUCUCGUAAGAAAAAGAAGCUCUUGUUACCUACUAAAGAUUUCAAUAUUGAUGAUAACGAUAAACGAUUAGUGAAACCAAGCUUACCAAAUUUCGACCUUCAAAAUAAUCCCAUUGCAAAUCUCCUUUCCUCUCCAAUACGACGUGAUAGGAUAUCAAAAGCUCAUUUACCAAAGGAAUUGUUAAUGCAAGCAAAAUAUCUACCAGUAGAUAUGAGUAUGAAUAAGUUGCAACUAGUCUUUCCCAUUUUUCAAAAUAAAAAGGGGAGAAACUCUUAUUUGGCUAACAGUGAGGCUGUAUUAUUAAAACAGAUCAAGGGAAAAUAUCAAUGGGUCCCCCCUUCAAUAAUUCACUCAUCUGUUAGAAAAUAUAAUUUAAGCGAUAUAUCCAUAGAAAAGGACGCUAUUGAAAUAUAUAAAAAUAAAUUGGUUAGCUUUAUCGAACAAAAAUUAGUUAUUGCAUCAAAAAAAGAUUAUAAGCGUAAUAUUCUUAAGCCAUUUAGAGUUACAUUCAAAACUGAGAUUAGUCCUUCUAUUAUGAUAAGGCGUGAGCAAGAUCCUUUGACAAGUAAAUUGAUCCAAAUAAAUUUGGAUCCCUUGAAAUAUUUAUGGGUUGAAAAGCUUCAAUUGGAGAAUGAUGAGCUUAUUCUAAAUAUUCAAGAUGAUUAUGAAUUAAUUUAUUCAUUAUUUAAAUUAAUAUAUUUUACUGAAUCCUAA